AUGCUCAGUCCCCUCGACGUCCCCAACAAAGGCCCGCUGUUCGUGCGCGUAACGGCCAUCUUAACCGCCAUCGCGUUCGUGCUGGCCGCGUACCGGCUGUUCUGGAAGGUGUAUAUGAAGACGAAUAUCGCGACGGAUGAUAUAAUUAUUUCGUUUUCGAUGGCGAUUCAGAUCGUGAAUACGGUGAUGGGGGAUAUGGCAUGUCACUACGGCUUUGGCAGGCAUAAGAAGGACAUUGUGAGGACAGGCGGAAACGUGAUUCUCACGCUGAAGUACUUCUGGCUCUUCCAAAUCCUCUACAAACUAGUCCUCUGUCUGAACAAACUCUCCUUCCUCGCCUUCUACCUCCGACUCUUCCCCACCAAAAAAUUCCGCCUCAUCUGCUGGAUCACCAUCUCACUCGUCCUCUGCAGCACAUUCGGCUUCGUGAUCGCGACGAUCUUCCAGUGCAUCCCGGUGCGCGCCAGCUGGAUCAAGUCCCUCCCGAAGCACUGCGUCAACAACUCCAGCUUCCGAUGGUCGUGGGCGGGCUACAACACGAUCAUGGAUAUCUGGGUGUGUCUGAUGCCGUUGCCCGUGCUGGCGCAGCUGCAGCUGGACCGGCCGCGGAAAGUGGGCGUGAUGUUGGUGUUUUGCAUGGGGCUGUUUGUGUGCGUGACGAGUGUGAUUCGGAUGUGGGCGAUGGUGGAGAGUACGAAGACGGAGGAUCCGACGUGGGGGAGCUUCGAUGCGUUGCUGUGGAGUGCCAUUGAGGCGAGUACGGGCAUUAUUUGCGCGUGUUUGCCUUUCCUGAAGCAUCCGAUUCAGAGGCUCCUCCCCAGUUUGUUUGGGAGUUUGUCGUCUGGGGUGAGGAGUCGCAGUCGCAGUCGUACGAAGAAGAGUUAUCGGAUGAGUCGGUUGGGGUCGCAGUCGGGGACGAGGACGAUUGGCGGGACUGGGAGGAUGGGGAGUGGUUGGAGGGAGGGGAGAGAUGAGGAGGAGGAUGAUGAUGGCGAGGAUUUGGAUGGUGAUGCUGAGAGUAUGGGUAGCCAGGGGCCCAUUGCGAAGAACCAGAUCCUCAUGAAGACGGAUAUCGCCAUGCAUAGCGAGCCAGCGUUCAAGUGA
Messenger RNA from Aspergillus heteromorphus CBS 117.55, 1104 nucleotides. RefSeq names its product plasma membrane Pth11-like protein. Bases 1 to 1104 code for a protein of 367 amino acids. NCBI's taxonomy places the organism in Eukaryota, Fungi, Ascomycota, Eurotiomycetes, Eurotiales, Aspergillaceae. The record is from RefSeq and is a predicted model, not a curated record. The transcript has 4 exons.